UCAGGUUUUAUUCAGUCUAGUCAUGAAAAAUCUCAUGGGCCAUGGCUAAAUAGACAGCAAGAAUAUUAAGUGUCUUGUUCAGAAGUAAGUUCUUUCCUGCAGAAGUAAGUUCUUUCCUGAAACAAUACGAAUGCCUUUGUUAUGUAUAUUUGUUUGUAUCUUCACUUUCAGUAUUCUGGGUUCUUCAUCUUUUGUUUCCAUUUAUGGGAUUAAUUCAAAGCGUAUAUUAGUCAAAACUUACAAUAAUUCAAAGCAUAUUUUAGUUCAACGUGCAUAUCAAUGUAAUCAGUGGGUACCCCGCCCACGAUGGUUAUAACGCCGGUCUUGAGAAUUUUCUUUAGGCUUUCUGGCCUUUAUAACCUUCCAGUCCCAUUACAAAAUGUUAGUUAUGAUACGGUGUAUUUUCAUCUCCAAAUUUCUAUUCCAGUAUUUUAACAUUUCUUGCUUUGCGUUAAUUGUAUAUUGAGAACAAUUGCCCGAUUCAAGAUUUUUUUUUUCUUUAGUCAAAUGGAAUCGGAGUAAACGAGAAUCAGUUGAUACGUCCAUUAAGGAAUUAUGAGAACCUGCAUACAAAGAGAAAUUUCUCUCUCUCUCUCUCUCUCUCUCUCUCUCUCUCUCUCUCUCUCUCUCUCUCUCUCUCUCUUAUUUGUUGCGUCUAGCGAUAGUUAAUAAAACUGGCCCAAAAAUAAAGUUACGGUAACAAUAACGAAAGUGCCAAUUUCCACGUUCAUGAUUAUCUUAUUAAGAGAACACCCUUCCGGUUAUUACUGUCAUUAACGCAAAAUCUAUCGAUAGCCAUCAGUCCUUAACGAUUAUCGGUUACUACAAACGAAAGCAGGAUGUCCGUUGAAUGUUUUAAAACUUUUUCGUGAAUUAAACUGACUUGUGUUGCUUAUCAAUACUGUUGUUUAAAAAGAGGUCACCUUGAAAAUGAUCCAAUCGUUUAAAGCUGACAGUGGGUUUUGUAUAUAGAAAGAUUAUGUUAGACCUUUGGCUCUAUCUCCGGGAUACAUUGUGAAAUGAGAAUAACGAGAAAACCUGUAUGGUGAAUUAAAUCUGCUCGAGUCCCGUUACAGAACGAGGAAAAUUCAACUGAAAUGCAAAGACCCGGCUGUAUCUCGAGCAAGAGGAAAAGUAGGUUUAAAAUUCUCGACCCUACGUGGAUGAAGAGGGACAUUCCCUCAUUUCGACUGGGUUUUGCUUUGUCACAUAUCAAUUUGGUGCCGAGAAAAAAAGACUACUAAACGCAAGCUUCUCAGGCUUAUUUGUUAAGCUUCCCUCACGAUAGAAAAUCAUUAGCUUGGCAAGCACGAAACCCAGGAGAGAAGAAGGAGGAGCCAUUACCAUUACCACAAUCGGCUAUAAAUGAAACACAAGACGAACAAGAACAGUAGGGAUGACUCUCGAUCGAGGAGUAAAAUUGUUUAUACUCAUCGCGAUGCCGGUCUAUGCAAUGUUAUUCUUCAUUCUCAUCUUUGAUAAUUAUAGCCACGACACGGAUGGGAAAAUGAAUCAGAUCAACAGUCGGAGAGGAACCGGACAAUUUCCUCUAUUUCCGAAAUCCCCUCCAUCAGACUCUUCUGCUUUCUACACGAAGAAAAGAAUCCACCCAUCUCCAUUGACAAGGAAACUCGCAGCAUUUCGAGGUAAUCCUGAUUCUGUUGAAGAGGCUGAAGAAGAACAGCUGGAUUAUCAGAAAGUUGAUAAACACAAUGACGUCUUCGACGAGAUAGCGGAAGAUUAUCAGGAAGUUUCUAAGCGAAAACAAUUACGUCAUAGUGCUCAUGUGCAUGCAACUAGCCUUUUCACAAUGGAUGUUCCUAAUAGUGAAGUGAAGGCAGAUGCUUUUACUAUGAAGGAAAUUACAAAACCCGUCACACAAAUGAAGAAAAAGGGAAUUGGCAAGAAUUACUUAUUGCGAAACAAGUUUGCAGCUUCAGUAAGAAGUUUGAAAGGCGAACAAAAACACGAGUCAUAUGAAGUAAGCGUACCUGGAGAUUCUGACUAUGAUGGUGACAGUUAUUAUGACUCGGAUGGCAAUGAAGAUAAUGAUGACUACAACGAGCCCUUUGACCAUUACAAAUAUGAAAACUACGAUAAACAUAAUUUAUUUACAGACCUAUUCAAACCUGGAUAUUUAAUUGAAAACCGGGGCUUGUGUCGUAGAAACACACAAGUUUUCAUUUUCAUCAAUUCAAGAUCGAAUCAAACAGAUACUCGGGUUGCUAUACGCCAGACUUACCUGCGUCGUUUAGUCCUUCAUGGAAGUGUCAGUUACGCUUUCGUCAUAUCAAAGCCAAAGAAUGGAAAUGACUUGAAGGUACUGGAAAGAGAGAAUGAAAUUUACGGAGACUUAAUUUUGAUUGCAGUUGAGGAAUCUUACACAAAUCUGACCUUAAAAACUGGCCAUAUUCUUCACUGGUCAAAGAAAAACUGUCCCUCCGCCGCCUACGUAGCUAAAAUUGAUGAUGAUGUGUACGUGAACGUUCCAGAAUUUCUGAAGGUUCUGGAAACUGAGAGAAACUUUACAAUUUUGGGAAAGGUAUGCAGUAACUGCGCACCAUUCACGGGAAAACCUUAUUCUUUGAAGGAAGCGCUACGUCUCUUCUCCAAUGUUGUGACACCGCGACACAUGCCCCUCGUACAAUUUCCACCUUUUGCUAUGGGGCCUGCUUAUAUCAUGACAAACGAUGUUACUGGUUGGCUUCUCGAGGGCGCGCAGCUGUUACCAUACUUCAGCUACGAGGAUGUAUUUUGGACAAGCCUGGUGGUCGAGGUGGUAAACGAGGAAAGCGGAAUCACUUUCGAAUCACCAGAUGUGAUAAAGCAAGUGAACAGAAAAGACGAGGAGAGGGAAGAAGAACAGGAAAGCAUCAAGUACAAGUACUUAACGAUGAAAGAAGAAAAGUCUCCAAGUAUCAACAUUGCCCGAGUGGAUAUCCCAAACUGGCGGUUGGAGAGGACGGAUACUUUAGAAACAGCCUUGCAUGACAGUCUGUCAUCAGUUACUAUACAUGGAAUUAGGUGGCAAGAGGACAAGAGUCUCAUAGAAACUCUUGAAAAUGCAAUAAAAGAACGUCCUGUCGAAUCAUCUUCGCCUUCGGUUGGACUGGACAGUUCAAAAGUACAGACCUGGGAACGUCUUCUAGACCGAGAACUUAUCGAACAUAACAGUGCCCGGUGAUACUCCGUCCAAUUCCCCGUCAAAUAAGGCAGUCCGUCUCGUGAAGAUUUUUCUACCAGUCUUUAAUGAUACACUUUAUAGUUACAUAUGAUUUAAAUGCAUUAUUAUAGAUAAAUACGUCCAGAUUAAAGCAGCAACUUAGAUUCAGCAGUGACUUUUGUGUAUUUA
Macrobrachium nipponense is the source of this 3352-nucleotide messenger RNA. RefSeq lists its product as uncharacterized. The record is from RefSeq and is a predicted model, not a curated record. The coding region runs from base 1397 to 3184 and encodes 595 amino acids. Gene Ontology annotation, molecular function: hexosyltransferase activity. The transcript has 5 exons. Gene Ontology annotation, cellular component: Golgi membrane. Lineage: Eukaryota; Metazoa; Arthropoda; Malacostraca; Decapoda; Palaemonidae.